Ficedula albicollis (Collared flycatcher) is the source of this 1611-nucleotide messenger RNA. It is a transcript of the gene PNLDC1, whose product is annotated as PARN like, ribonuclease domain containing 1. Gene Ontology annotation, molecular function: RNA binding; poly(A)-specific ribonuclease activity. NCBI's taxonomy places the organism in Eukaryota, Metazoa, Chordata, Aves, Passeriformes, Muscicapidae. The record is from RefSeq and is a predicted model, not a curated record. Gene Ontology annotation, cellular component: endoplasmic reticulum; cytoplasm. Bases 4 to 1515 code for a protein of 503 amino acids. The transcript has 18 exons. Gene Ontology annotation, biological process: nuclear-transcribed mRNA poly(A) tail shortening.
GAUAUGGAGUUUACUGGUUUGCAUUCGACUUCCCUACAAAACAACGAGCCCAGCCUGUUUGACUCCCCUGCGGAGCGGUAUGUGAAGGCCAGGCAGAGUGUUCAGCGCUUCGCUCCUGUUCAGCUUGGGCUGGCAAUAUUCUCAAAAGAAAAUUCAAACAAGUAUGUGGUGCAUUCAUACAACUUUUUUCUCUUUCCCUCAACACUGGGAAUAAGAGAUGUCGAAUUCACCCUCUCUGCAUCUAGUAUUCAGUUCCUGUCUCACUAUGGCUUUGACUUCAACAAGUUCCUCAAAGAUGGAAUCCCAUACAUGAAUGAGGUACAGGAGAAGAUCCUUAGGCAGCGCCUCUUAGCUGGUACCUGGAAAGUCUGCAGCACUAGUUGUGCAGACAGGGAUGUCCUGAAGAAAGCUAUUGAUGAAGUGACCUCUUGGAUAACUGCAGCAAAAGAAGAGGAUACUAUGAUUCUGCAGGAUUUGAAUGGCUAUCAUAUGCUUGAAGUUCAGCUGGUUCUGAGGCAGGCUCUCAAAAAUGUUUGGACAGAGCCUCUUGGAGACAAGGAGGUAAUGGUGAAAAAAGUGAAUCCACAGCAUCGUCAGCUUCUGGAGAACUCUUCUUAUGACCACUGUCAGAAAAAGCUCAUUCUCCUGUCUGCCCGGGGCUUUACCAACCUCUUCCUGAUACUUGUUAAAGCCAAAAAGCCCCUGGUGGGACACAACAUGCUUAUGGACCUUAUGCAUCUUCACGACAAGUUCUACAGGCCCCUCCCAGAAAGCUAUGAGGAGUUUAAAAGGAACAUUCACAACCUGUUUCCUGUCAUCAUAGACACCAAGACUGUAAUAAAAUCUGUGCAGAAGAAAUGUCUGUUUCCUCGAGUAUCUAGUCUUUUGGAGGUGCAUGCAGUUUUGUGCAGCAACCUAAAUCCCAAAGGUCCACCGUGCCCUGUUAUAGCUCUUGCCAGUGGCUGCUCAAGAUACGCUGAGAAGAAAUCUCCUCAUGAGGCAGGCUAUGAUGCAUUUCUCUGUGGUUCAGUUCUUCUGAUGUCAGCUCAUUUGCUACUGUGCAGAUCCACAGAUGAUGCAGUGGAGGCUGAGCCUUCUUUCUCGCAGUAUCUCACUGUGUUAGCUGAGCACGUGAACAAAGUGAAUUUCAUCCGAGGUGGCGUUUCAAGCAUUAAUUUUUCUGGGGAAGAUGCUCCUUGCCGUCAUCCCCCUGCCUUGGUUGUUCAUGUCCGAGGCUGGCCAGGGCUGACAGAGAGACAAAUUUACCAAGAGUUUAAAGCUCGUUGUCGCUUUGAUGUCAGACGGCUUUCAAAGAACCAGUUCAUUCUGCUCUCCAAUAAAUACAAGCAAGUCAAGCUGGUCCUGCGGGAUUACAGGCACCACCCUCACCUGCAGGUCUCCGUCUAUCGCCACUGGAGGCACUCGCCGAGCGUGAACUGCCUGCUGCAAAUCUCUGGCAUUGUGGCACUGUGGUCUCUCUUGGCCUUUGCGCUUGGAGGAGCUCGUAGCUGUUGACUCUAAAGGACUACUGUAGAGAUGAGACGUGAGGAACACUCACCUUAUUUCUUGUGUUUGUCUGUUUUGUUUUGUUUCAUGCAAUAAAAUAUGAGA